Nomia melanderi (Alkali bee) is the source of this 5548-nucleotide messenger RNA. It is a transcript of the gene Ncc69, whose product is annotated as sodium chloride cotransporter 69. Gene Ontology annotation, molecular function: sodium:potassium:chloride symporter activity. The record is from RefSeq and is a predicted model, not a curated record. NCBI's taxonomy places the organism in Eukaryota, Metazoa, Arthropoda, Insecta, Hymenoptera, Halictidae. Gene Ontology annotation, cellular component: membrane. Gene Ontology annotation, biological process: sodium ion homeostasis; potassium ion import across plasma membrane; potassium ion homeostasis.
CACUCCCGGUAUAGUAAAAGGGAACCGUGCGACGUUCUGUUAGUAGGAGUCGGGAUUUGGUGAGUGUCGGACGUGUCGAAGAGUGGCGAGUCUUUGAAAUCGCACGAGUACGUAUGACAGAAGUCGCUCGCACGUGCUUGCGAACGAGUGCGCACGGCGGCUCGAACGAAUCUACGAUUGGUGCGAGUAAAUACAGUGAAAUACAUUAACGCGUUUUUUUGACCACGGGACCGUGGAAAACGUGCCAGGAGUACAGACCGGACACCGGUUUCGUUUCACGUUGAACGACAUGCUGUUCUCGUAACAUUUCCGGAAAAAUUUUCGAACGGUAGACGCACCGUACGCGCAGCGCGGACAGAUGUGAACAACUUAAGAGGCGUGAAUAUUCAUGGCGUGAGGUUAUGGGGAAAUCGGAUACAUGACAGAGAGCCAGUUCCAUCCGAGAGGAUCACGUAACGUUGUCCCUGGGAGAAAAAGGAGGAUAGAAUUGAUAAAUUCGUGAGAUCACAAAAGAAGCUGGAUUUACCGUGCAACUUUCUGAAGAAUUUUGACUGUCUAGAGACUCCUAGACUUCAAAUUGUAGUGAUCAUCAUUGGUCUCAUGAGAUAACUGAUGAAGAAGGACGAUCAGCAGGUGCAUGGAAGAUUAGAGACAGAGCGCGACGAGACAAUAAAAAAAAUGGCACACGAAAACGGCGUAAAUGGCGACACCGAUUCCGAAUCGGUGGAAUUGAAUCCCUUGAGGAGGACCAGGUUCCACGUGAACCGCGUCGACAGUUUGGAGGGUCGUGCUAGUCUUCUUGGGGAACAAGAGACCAAAAAGUCCCUGAGGCACAUGACCAGAGAGGCUCUGCCCAGGUUGGACAAUUACAGGAACAUUAUGAGCAUCCAGGCUGCUCAUAGGCCAUCCUUGGACGAGCUCCAUAAUCCCACUCUGCUUAACAAGGGAUCAGGCUCCCAUACACUACCCAUCGCGCACGUGAAACCACCGACUUCCGGUAUCAAAUUCGGAUGGAUUCAGGGUGUCCUGCUGCGAUGUCUUCUCAACAUUUGGGGAGUGAUGUUGUUUUUGCGACUCUCCUGGGUCGUGGCACAAGCUGGCACAGGACAAGCUAUCCUGUUAAUCCUCACGACUACAGCCGUGACCACGAUAACGUCGCUGUCAAUGUCAGCGAUUAGUACAAAUGGGCUCAUUAAAGGAGGUGGCACGUAUUACAUGAUUUCCAGAUCAUUGGGACCAGAAUUUGGAGGUGCUAUAGGAUUAAUAUUUUCUUUGGCGAACGCGGUUGCCUGUGCCAUGUACGUUGUUGGCUUUGGCGAAAGUAUGGUCGAUUGCCUUAAAGCUAAUGGAAUUUGUAUCAUCGACUGCGAUAACUCCGAUAUCAGAAUCAUAGGUUGCGUUACAAUAGUCUUGCUUCUGUUGAUCGUGAUGAUCGGUUUGGAGUGGGAGGCGAAAGCGCAGAUCGGUUUACUCGUUAUUUUGCUUGUGGCUAUAGCUGACUUCAUGAUCGGUACUUUCAUUGGUCCUAAAGAUGAUGAAGAGAAAGCCAAAGGAUUCAUAGGAUAUAAUGGUGAUUUGUUCAAGGAGAAUAUUUAUUCGGACUAUAGGUACUACGAGGGAGUGGAACAUAAUUUUUUUUCAGUUUUGGCUAUCUUUUUCCCAGCGGCAACAGGUAUCCUGGCAGGUGCGAAUAUAUCCGGUGAUUUGAAGGACCCGCAGACAGCGAUACCUAAGGGUACAUUGUUAGCAAUACUUUUAACAACAAUUUCUUACAUUCUUAUGGCUCUCAUGGUAGGAGGUACAGUUUUAAGAGACGCAUCUGGCGAUGUAAACGAUCUGUGGAACGUGUUCAAUAAUUCAUACACUGCAGUAGCAACUGUUAACUCGAGUAAUGAAACGAUGGAGAGUACUACUGUUGCUACAGAUUUUAAUGAAAUAGUUUGGAGUAUAUAUGGUACAAAAUUUAAUUGUACAGGCAACUGUUCUUAUGGUAGCCAUAAUAGUUUCCAGGUGAUCGAAUUGGUCUCUGUAUUUGGUCCAAUUAUUUAUGCUGGGUGUUUCGCAGCUACAUUAUCAAGUGCCUUAGCAACAUUGGUUUCUGCACCUAAAGUAUUUCAAGCUCUUUGCCUUGAUCAAUUGUAUCCUGGAAUAGCGUGGUUUAGUGGUGAAAAGGACAAGGAACCGAUUCGUGGAUAUUUUCUUACAUUUAUAAUCGCUGUUGGUUUUAUCUUAAUUGGUGAAUUAAAUGCCAUAGCUGCUUUGAUCUCGAACUUCUUUUUAGCUGCCUACACUUUAAUCAAUUUUAGCACUUUUCAUGCUUCACUGGCAAAACCAAUUGGUUGGCGACCAACAUUUAAAUAUUACAAUAUGUGGCUAAGUCUUGCCGGUUCUAUUCUCUGUGUCUCUGUGAUGUUCUUGAUCUCAUGGUGGACAGCUCUAAUUACUUUAUGUGUGGUUUUAGCUUUAUAUUUAGUAGUUUCCUACAGAAAACCAGAUGUCAAUUGGGGAUCGACCACACAAGCGCAAACCUACAAUAACGCCUUAACAGCUGUUCAACAGUUAGACAGAGUUGAAGAUCACGUUAAAAACUACAGGCCUCAGCUUUUGGUACUCACCGGCAUGCCAAGUGCGAGAUCAUCACUCGUUGAUUUUGCUCAUCAUAUUACCAAAAAUAAUAGUUUAUUUAUUUGUGGACAUAUAAUUGAGACGCCAAUAUCAUAUAAAACACGUAAUUCCAUGGUCACGAAAUGUACUUCCUGGUUCAGGGGAAAUAAGAUUAAAGCGUUUUAUUCUUUGGUGGAUGGUGCAAAUUUUCAAGAUGGUGCUACUUCUCUUUUGCAAGCAGCUGGCUUAGGAAAAAUGAGACCUAACAUUUUAUUAAUGGGCUAUAAACAGGACUGGGCAUCGUGCCCUCGAGAAAACUUGAAUAUGUAUUUUAACAUAAUGCAUAAAGCAUUGGAUAUGCAUAUAGCAGUUGCACUCCUUCGAAUUAGCGAAGGUUUAGACUAUGGUGUCGCCAUAGGAGAUAUUGAAGAACAGAAAAAGAAUGCGGCAUCUUCGAUACCAGGAAAUCAAAGUUUUUCACAACUUAGUCAAGCUAGUAGCACGUCAGACAUUUCAAUACCUGGCAGUCCGGCACCAAGGCGAUCCAAAAUGAUCAAUGAAUAUCCUAAUCCAACAAUAGAAGAUCAACGCGAAAACCGACCGAAUAUCAUACCUGUGGCGAAAGAUAUACUUAACGCUGUAACAAAAUUCCAGCGUAAACAAAAAAAGGGCACUAUAGACGUAUGGUGGUUAUACGAUGAUGGUGGUUUAACUCUUCUCUUACCAUAUAUUAUUAGUACAAGAGGAAAUUGGUCUAACAGUAAAUUGAGGGUAUUUGCACUUGCUAAUAAAUAUUCUGAGCUAGAAUAUGAACAGAGAAACAUGGCAAGUCUUUUAUCAAAAUUCCGGAUAGACUACUCUGCCUUAAAAGUCAUACCAGAUAUUUCAAAACCAGCACAAGAUAGUACGAAAAGUUUUUUUAAUUCGUUAAUAAUAAAUUUUCAACAAACGGACGAUCCCAAGGCAACAGACGAUGAUAUUAUUAAAGAUUCUGAAUUACUUGCCAUGAAAGAAAAAACGAACAGGCAUUUGCGUCUAAGAGAAUUGUUACUUGAAAAUUCAAUGGAAGCUAAUUUAGUUGUUAUGACAUUACCAAUGCCACGCAAGGGUGCUGUAUCAGCACCCCUCUAUAUGGCUUGGCUGGAGACUUUAACGCGUGAUAUGCCGCCAUUUUUACUUGUUCGAGGGAACCAUACAUCUGUUUUAACAUUUUACUCUUAAUAACGCCAAAGAAGAGAAAAAUAAGAAGACUUAUAUAUAACAAAACUUUUUCAGCUAAGGCUGAUUACCGAAAUUAGUUAGUGCUCUUUUAAUAAUGACUUAAACACUAUACGUACGAAAUGAUUUAAUAAAAGGAGAAAAACAACAUGGUAAUAUAUAAAACUAAUGGUGCCUUUAUGAAUGAAAAGGCACACAUUUAAAUGAGUUAGUAUUUAAGAGUGUGUGUUUACCAAGGACUAAUACCUAAAUCUGUUUAAUCAUGAUAAAUGCACCAAGACUGUUAUUUUUUUAAAGACACGUUUGCCAGAAUAAUUGUUCCUAAAUUUCUAAAUAAUGUUUUCCAUCCAUCAACUAUAAAAAUAAAAUUAAUUACAUCUUCACGAAUACUUAAAAUAAAAGAAAAUACAUGUAAUACAACAUGAUCACCAAUAAUAUAGUCUACAUAUUUGCUUACAAUUAUUCAAAUUCUUGAGGAAUAUAUGUUAGUAUUUAAAUUGUAUAGCUGGGUACAAAUCAUUGACAAUCAUUUCAUUUCGUAUAAGAAGCUUCCCAAAAAUAUUUUGAAUAAAUUUAAGCAAAUAUGAAUUAUUUGCGACAAAAUUAGAAAAGCAUACUAGUCUUAGGAUUAAUAUUAAAAUUAAAAAUGGUGUUUAUUUGUUUAGAUUAUAAAAUUCUGUACAAAGGUUUCAAUUUUAAUGAUAUUCUAAACUUUAUACUAAGUUACAUGUCCGCUGAAAUUUUGCAAAUGUUUUUCAGAAUACUUUUAAACAAAGUAGUUAUUGUAAUAACAAAGUUGAAAUUAAAUACGUGUUCUUCCAUUUACAUGGGUAGGAAUAAUUGGUAAGAAUUAGACUAUAAUGUCUAGUGUGUAUAUCUUUUAUUUUGUUUACAACUUUGUAGUCUUAUACACUUUGGAAUACUUGCAAAUAAUUAUACAGAAUCGUUCUAAAUCUAAUAUACAAAGUGUGAAAUAUUUAUCAUAAAAUACUUUCAUAUUAAAAAAAUGGUUUAGAAAAUUACAAAAGCGAAAGGAACACUGAAAUUAAUGCAAAAAUAUGCAUAUCAAAUUGUACAAAAAUGCAAUAAAAUUACUUAAAUAUUGUCAUGACUUUAAAAACACCAAAAAACCGUUGUAGUACGUCAUUUAAAAACUGUAAUAUAUUAUAGACAUUGUAAAUUUGCCAAAACACAUCAAGCUUGCCAUACUAUAUAUUGUGUAUAUGUAUCAAGUUUAUUUAUAUAGAUUUCUUGUCUUUUCUGUUCAGUAGACUCUUAAUUAUGUAACUUUGCUUUAAUGUGAAUCAGCUCAUUAACUCUUAACUAUUAGCGCUUUUCUAUAUAUUAUUAACUUUAUAGUAUAUUAUUGAAUAAUAGAAGAGCUCUAUUUGAAUAGUUUGGUGAACACGAUUUAUAGACUAGUAGCAAAUGCAUUUGAAGGUGUAAGAAUACUGAUGAUUAAUUUCUAAUCAUUGAUUUCUAAUUGUAUAACAUAAUAUAUCAAAAGUAGAAGACAUUAACUGUAUACUGAGAUUGUAUAGCAUUAAUUUUAUGAUUUUCUUUGUUUUGUGCUAUAUUAAAAAAUUGUUUCCAUUUAUUUGUAUAGCUUGUGAAUUUUUAACAUCACAAGUAUUUGUAAAGAAGAAUUUUUGUGCAGUAUUAAUGACUUUUAUAUUUUGAUAUCGAAUUUAUUGUAUAUAUUGGAAGUUGAACUUAUAAUAUAUCA